GUUUUUUCCUUUUUGCUUUCAUGGAGAAAGGUUAUGUUAUAUUUGUAGGCUGACGUAGAAGAUGAAAUUAAUCUAGGGAUUUCACAAGGAAUGUCUAGAAUUAGAGGAAUUGAAACUCGGGCGCCAAAAGAUGCACUGCAAACACGUAGUGGAUGUAGCGACAUCGCCAAGAGAGCUGCCUGCAAUGGCGAUCAGUCCUCCAGGUCCAAAGAUGACAUAGAAAGACAGCAGAUAAGUGAUUUACUCUUGAAGCUGCCAAAACUUGAUAAAAUAUUUGAGGUACACCGUAAGAUUGGGGAAGGCACAUUCAGUUCAGUGUACUUGGGUUCCUUGCGUCAGCAUGCCCACUUGGACGACUCGGAGAAGAGAUGGUUCGCCAUCAAGCACCUGGUACCCACCGCGCAUCCCGCCCGCGUAGAGCACGAGCUGCGGUGUCUGCAAGACAUGGGAGGGAAAGACCAUGUCAUCAAUGUGGAGUUGUGUCUUCGUCAUUUGGACACCAUCGUUUUUAUAAUGCCCUACAUACCUCAUAGAAAGUUUUCCGAGUACGUGGGCGCGAUGGACGCGGCGGAGCUGCAGCGCUACAUGCGCGCGCUGCUGACGGCGCUGCGCCGCGUGCACUCCUUCGGCGUCAUCCACCGCGACGUCAAGCCCAGCAACUUCCUGUACGAGCGGGAGAAGAACAACUACUUCCUGGUGGACUUCGGGCUGGCGCAGCGCAUAUGCACGCGGGAACCCGCCCCUACCGCGCCGCCGCCCGCGCACUCCAACGGGCUGCGCAAGAGGCCGAGAGAGGACCUGGGGUCGCCGCCGUCGGCCAAGCGCUCGGCGCUGGACCUGUCGCUGCGCGCGCCCGCCGCCCGACGGACCGCCGACAGCGCCGCCAGCGUGGCCGCCGACAUCGUCGCCAGCGUGGCCGGCGGCGCCGUGGCUCCCACGCACACCGUGCCCAUAACGAGGGCCACCGCGCCCACCGCUAGGGUCUCCGUGCCGAAGAGAAACAUGGCGGCGAUUGCGGGGGCGGCGGGCGCGGGCGGUACAAACGCGGGGGCGCCGGGCGCGGCGUGCGCGUGCUGGGGCGCGGGCGCGGUGUGCGCGGGCUGCAGCGCGCGCCCCGCGGCCCGGGCCCCGCGCGCCGGCACGCAGGGCUUCAGGCCCCCGGAGGUGCUGCUGAAGUCGCCGGCGCAGAGCACGGCGGUGGACAUGUGGGCGGCGGGCGUGGUGCUGGCGAGCGCGCUGACGGCGCGGUACCCGUUCUUCCGCGCGCCCGACGACGUGGCCGCGCUGGCCGAGCUGGCCGACCUGCUCGGCACCGACGCGCUGCAGGCCGCCGCCGCCAAGCUGGGGCGGCGCAUCAUCGCGUCGAGCACGCGGCGCGGGCUGUGCCUGCGCAAGCUGUGCCAGCGGCUGCGCGGCGGC
Messenger RNA from Ostrinia furnacalis (Asian corn borer), 1419 nucleotides. RefSeq names its product Cdc7 kinase (gene Cdc7). Lineage: Eukaryota; Metazoa; Arthropoda; Insecta; Lepidoptera; Crambidae. Gene Ontology annotation, biological process: mitotic DNA damage checkpoint signaling; protein phosphorylation. Gene Ontology annotation, molecular function: ATP binding; protein serine/threonine kinase activity. The transcript is spliced from 9 exons. The record is from RefSeq and is a predicted model, not a curated record. The annotation marks the transcript as partial. Gene Ontology annotation, cellular component: nucleus.